AUUGUUUACUUGAAAUCUUCUGAAACUCUCUGCAGCGAAGCACUUUAGCUUGAAGAACAAAGCACCAGACCACACAGACUACAGUUACACAUCAACUUCAGGUAUACUGGAUUCGUUUAGAGGACUUAGGGACCCAUGAGGUAACCAGGGCAUAGAGGGAGAAGAAGAGGGGGUUAUAUCUGUAGAGCCUAUCACGAUGAUAGUGCCGCCGGCGUUGCAGGACUUGCCGGAAACAAUGACGCCUGGGAGCAGCACUAGUUCCGACACUAGGGAUAACGGUGGCGACCACCACAGUUCACCGACGAUCACGAGCAAGUUGAGCAACCUACAAAAGGUGCCAAAGGAUCUGCCCGCUGGAUUCAGGUUCAGGGCGGCACUGCAUCAUGAAGUAGCAGACAGUGCGCCCACAAUAAGUGGGUACAAGAAAUUGGAGGAUAUGGUGAGGGCGUACCACAUUCCCCUGACCAUAUUGCUACGAACUGGCGCACCUAAUGAGAGGGCUUGCACGGUGUCACAGACGGGCUGGAUACCAGUGUAUGUGGAUCACUUUGACGCCGGCCUGCGGUUUCCCCUGCCCGGAUUGGUGUUCGACCUGCUGGCGGAUUACGAGCUGGCACUAACACAGCUGAUGCCCAACAGUAUAAGGUCGCUGUUUCAAUGCCGGCUAUGUCCCAACUCUAGAGGCGCAAAGUGGUAUUACCUCUCCGGAAGAGAGAAGAGCCAGCUGUUCAAAAACAUAAGGAACAAAGUGGCGAGGUGGAAGAGGCAGUUCAUCUUCGUUCAUGAUACACGGACAGAACGAAUAAACAACGACCUCGCUGGUCGGCUAUCCGAAUGGCGUGUGCCCAAUGCACACGUCAAUUAUCCCCAGCUGUUGCCUCGGGACACAGAUAUAAAAAAUUGGCUGCUGGAAUACGCAAGGGGGGAAAACUUGAUAAACCUGGACGCCCUGGUUACCUCGGAGCAGCUCGCUGUGUUCGGGUUUGUCGACGUGGCAAACCUGUUCAUUGAAGGUAUUUUGAAUUCUAGCCGAGCUGAGUCUUAUGUAUUUGUUUGUGCAGGAGAAAUGAGCAGCAUUCUCGAACGCCAACGUCAACGAGCCCAAGGCUCACGAGGUUGCGGAGUGGGCAGCACCUCGCAUAGACAGACACGGUUUGACAAGCGACCACCCCCAGCACCACUAUCACGCAGCUCGUCACACCGUGGAUCGAGCUCGGCGUCCAGGCCUCGCGCCGAUCAACGGGCUGACACUGCAGCCCCUAGUGCACGGCGGCGGGCGCGCGAGGAGACGGACAGCAAAGAUGACGUCCCCCUCCACGACGCAGAACAAGUGGUGGGACUCAGCCGGCACAAGCGGCUUAACUGGCGGCAGCGCGCUCAUCAAACACGCCUUCUGCCACGGCACGAGCAGCAGCAGAGCCUGCAUCUGCCUCGGCCUCAGUGGCAUGCACAGCUUCGUGCCACCGGUGGAUCGGCAACGGGCAAAGAGCUACGUGCAACAGCAUGGCGGGCAGGUCGCCAUGAUCAAGCUAAUGGACGCGUUCAGCUACGUGAAAAAGCUAGCCUUGUGGACGAUGUCAACCGUCUGCAAGGCUCUGAAAUGGCCAACCGAGCAGCUGCAGCGGAGAGUAGAGCAGAAGAGCUCGCAAAUAAGAUUGAUGAGCUCAGGGAGGAGCUAAAGCGAGCCCGUGCCGAAAGAGAAGGCGGGAUUCAAGCGGCAAAGGAGGAGGCCGCCCGGGUUGAAGAACGGGCUAAGAGGGCUGAGGCCGAAAGGGACCGUGCUCAGAACGAGCUGGGUUCCCUAAGGUUCCAGGUCGCUGAGGCUGACAAGAACCUCAGCGUUACCGAAGAGGCGCUGAACAAAUUGAAGGCAUCCCAUGCGCGCUCUGUUGGUAUUGCUCGAGCUCAAGGGGCAGAGUGGCUGGUCGGCUCGUCCACGUUCCAAGACGCAGUGGCGGUGGCGUCUGCUAACAUGACCACUGAGAUCUACAACGAGAUCCAUGGUAAGGUGCUGCACCACCGCCCGGACUUCCCCAUCCGCGAGCUAGCGUUCUUCGAUGGGGAAGAUAUUGACGAGCAGGGUAAGAGCCUUGCUCCCCCGGCUGACACAACGGUGCGGUUGAGAUGGGAUCUCAACGAGGAGGGAGUUCCUGUCUGGCCUCCCUCAGAGCCAUCCAGCACUCCACCAAACUCUCAGCCCGCCGUGGUGCCAGCUCGGUCACUCGUUAUUACACAAGCUCUGGAGGUCGCUGCUCGCUCGCCACCAGCUCGCUCCUCUUCGCUUGUAGCUGACGCGUCCAUGCCCGUCGAUUUGACGGAUGACUAGACUUAGGACUUUUUUUUUUUUUUGUUCCUUUGUAUUUUUUGUUUCUUUUCACAAACAAUUGUAUCGCGAUCUUGUACUGAAAUGUGUAAUUGUUUUGAAAAGAAAUACAAAAUUGAAAAUUAUAUCGAACUGUUCUUCUUUGUUGUAUUGCAUGUGCAGUUUACAUUUUCACGAACAAAUUUGUUAAUAACACAUACAUUAAUUG
Molecule: messenger RNA, 2531 nt
Organism: Rubroshorea leprosula
Lineage: Eukaryota; Viridiplantae; Streptophyta; Magnoliopsida; Malvales; Dipterocarpaceae
Source: the annotation of a GenBank genome assembly